AUGUUUCGCGAGGGCAGGUCGGUGUGUGAGCUGGCCGCCGUCGCGGUCGACGACCGGCUCGCAUACCUCGGAUUCCACGGUCCGCACUCCAGUGUCGCAGUAUUCAAACGUGAAACCAUGAGAUUCGUCGGCUUGCUAACGCGUAUGUGCGGCAGCGCGGGCAAAUUGCUGGCUUUGGGCGCCUGCAAGAAGCUGGUAUGCUUCACCUCAGCUGGGCACAUCUACAUUUGGGACACGAGCGAAAAGGCUGUUGAACACCUGAUUAAAAUUUCUACCGACCCCUUGACCCAGGAGGGUUUCAUACACCCGGACGCUAGAGUACACCCGGUUGCAAAGGUCACUCCUCCAUCAUUAGGAGAGUGCAUAGACGUCGACUAUCUGCCUGGCACGUCCACACUGUUGUCGCUGGGGCCGACCGGUGUAUUGACCUUUUACGACCUUGCAACCGGCACCGAGACUGGGUCGUGCCACCCUGACCACGACGAGGGCAUGCGCGCUUUGUGCCUCCGAGUUAACACGUGCCUGGCCACAUUCCGAGAUCGCAAGGGCUACUGGGUAACUAUUGGAUUUAACAAGGGCCGUAUUACGGUUGUAUUUCUGCCGGUUAUAGGGAAGGUUGAGGAGAUGGACGGAGAGGCUGGCAGUGGUGUCGAAGUGGACACCACUGACUUGUACAGCAUCUCCAGAUGCACUGGAGAGCGUUCCGAUGUAAAAUGUUUGGCUUACAGGCAAAGAUCAUCGAGUUCUACAAGCAUGACUGUCGUGGCCGGCUGCUCUGACGGCGCCGUGCGUUGUUUCGUGUUCAAGUUGGCCCCCGAUGUGCUGCAUCCGCACAAGUCUGCGACCUACGUGCACUGCCGCGGUGCCAAGAAGGGCACAAUCACCCAUUUGAUAUCGGGUUGCAGCCAUGAUGGGUCACCUUACGUCGUAUCGCUGUGCAAGAUGAAGCUGCCACACGACUUCUACACGACCCCCUUAGUAGAUUCGAAGCAGUCUCUAGCGGAUUCCUCAACGUUCUGUACCGAAGUUAUACUGCAGAUUUUGCUACCGGAUCAGUGCAAAAAGUAUGAGGUGCUAGUUCAGUUGCGCGAUAUGGUCAGCGACAUCAAGGCCGGUGUGGAUGGCUCAAGCUUCCUGCUUACUACCUUUGACGACGUUUACGUCGUCCGCCGUUCGGAAUCAGAGAACGGGUGGUUGAAACCGAAGAAGUUGGUCUGGCAGACACCCGAGAAUCUGAAGUUGUUGUCGAAGGUCUGGUGA
Babesia ovata is the source of this 1260-nucleotide messenger RNA. RefSeq names its product lactase-phlorizin hydrolase, putative. Gene Ontology annotation, molecular function: protein binding. NCBI's taxonomy places the organism in Eukaryota, Apicomplexa, Aconoidasida, Piroplasmida, Babesiidae. The record is from RefSeq and is a predicted model, not a curated record. The transcript has 2 exons. The coding region runs from base 1 to 1260 and encodes 419 amino acids.